Phodopus roborovskii (desert hamster) is the source of this 2125-nucleotide messenger RNA. Its product is annotated as zinc finger protein OZF. Gene Ontology annotation, cellular component: nucleus. The coding region runs from base 621 to 1931 and encodes 436 amino acids. The transcript is spliced from 4 exons. The record is from RefSeq and is a predicted model, not a curated record. Lineage: Eukaryota; Metazoa; Chordata; Mammalia; Rodentia; Cricetidae.
CAACAUGUUUUGGCUGUGAACCUAUCAUGACUUGUGCCAAAAUGUGGAGAGUUGGGAAUGAAAACUCUUCCAGAUAGUGUGUUGUAUUUGUGCAUUUUUCUUUGGUGUUUGCCUUCAUUGGUGACUUAUGUAACCCUUAGGAGGAGACUUUCUGGAGAAUGUAGUCUCUGGGGAAGGGCUUUGCGUGUUUAUACCCUCGUCACACUUCUUUGUGUGCUUGGAACUGUGCAGCCCUCUUCCUUUCCAUGUUGCUAUUCCAUCACCAUCAUUAAAGACUCCAUUCCUAAAUAAUGUAAGUUAAAGUAGAAGCAAUUGUUUUUCUUGCUAGUCCAUUUUUCUUGUCUUACAUUUUUAUGUUUAUAUUUUUGCCUGAUAAAAUUAGGUUUUGUACAUGCCAAGCAUUUGCCUUUGUGCUGAACUUUGCACACAUCAUGCCUUUUGAAUCUUGGAAGAGGGUGUCAUUUUUCAGACUAAGAAUGCAUGCAGUCAUGAAACUGAUAGUGAUCUCCUGAAUCACUGAAUUGCAGGAUGUAGUGACCUAUGAGGAUGUGCAUGUGAACUUCACUCAUAAAGAGUGGACUUUGCUGGAUCCUUCCCAGAAGAGUCUCUACAAAGAUGUGAUGCUGGAAACCUACUGGAACCUCACAUCUAUAGGCUACAAAUGGCAAGACUACAAUAUUGGAGAACAUUGUCCAAGUUCUAGAAGACAUGGAAGAUAUAUCGUCUUCAAAGAUACAAAAAUAGUCAGUACUCAAGAGGACCUUUAUGAAUGUGAGCAAUAUGAUAAAACAUUUGGAUCUGCUUCCUCUUUAAAAGUACAACAAAGAAUUCAUCUGGAAGUUAAAAACUAUGAGUAUAAUCAAAGUAUUAAAGCCUUUGCAUGUCAUAGUCACAAUCAAGUACAUAUAACUCAUUCUAGAGAGAAAACACAUGUAUAUCAUCAAUGUGAUACAGCCAUUGCACAUACUAGUUAUCUUCUAAUACAUGAAAGAACUCAUACUGGAGAGAUAUCUCAUAAAUGUAAUCAAUGUGGUAAAGCCUUUGCACUGAAGAAGAAUCUUCUCAGACAUGUAAGAAUUCAUACUGGAGAGAAACCCUAUGAAUGUAAUCAAUGUGGUAAAGCCUUUGCAUAUAAAUGUGAUCUUCACAUACAUGAAAGAAGUCAUACUGGAGAGAAACCUUAUGCAUGUAAUCAGUGUGGUAAAGCUUUUGCACAGAAGAGUAAUCUUCUCACUCAUGAAAGAAGUCACAGUGGAGAGAAACCCUAUGAAUGUAAUCAAUGUGGUAAAGCUUUUGGACGUAAAUGUGAUCUUCAAGUCCAUGAAAGAAGUCAUACUGGAGAGAAACCUUAUGGAUGCAAGCACUGUGAUAAAGCCUUUGUACGUAAACUUGAGCUUCAAAUACAUGAACGAAGUCAUACUGGAGAGAGACCCUAUGGAUGUAAUCACUGUGGCAAAGCCUUUGCAUGUAAAAGUAUUCUUCACAGGCAUGAAAGAAGACAUACUGGAGAGAAACCCUAUGGAUGUAAUGACUGUGGUAAAACCUUUGCCUAUAAAAAUCAUCUUCAACUACAUGAAAGAAGUCAUACUGGAGAGAAACCCUAUGGAUGUAAUCACUGUGGUAAAACAUUUGCAUGUAAAAGUAAUCUUCAAAUACAUGAAAGAAGACAUACUGGAGAGAAACACUAUGAAUGUAAUCAGUGUGGUAAAGCCUUUGCUUAUAAAAGUAAUCUUCAAACACAUGAGAGAAAUCAUACUGGAGAGAGACCAUAUGAAUGUAGUGACUGUGGUAAAACCUUUGCAUGUAAAAGUAAUCUUAAAAUACAUGAAAGAAGUCAUACUGGAGAAAAACCCUAUGAGUGCAGUCAGUGUGGUAAAGUCUUUGCAUAUAACAGUCAACUUCACAGGCAUGAAAAAAGUCAUACUGGGUAGAGACUCUAUGGAUGGAUGUAAUCACUGUGGUAAAACCUUUGCCUGUAAAAGUAAUCUUCAAAUACAUGAAAAAUCCUAUUAAUGUAGUCAAUGUGAUAAGCUGUUGUAAUAAAUACUAUAUUCCAAGAAUAUGGGAAUAAUGGAUAAUUUGAAUAAAAACCUAUUUGCAAAUAAAAAUGAUAUUUAUGCUGUCA